Molecule: messenger RNA, 2051 nt
Organism: Trachemys scripta elegans
Lineage: Eukaryota; Metazoa; Chordata; Testudines; Emydidae
Gene: DUSP15
Product: dual specificity phosphatase 15
Exons: 7
Coding region: 812-1711 (299 amino acids)
Biological process (GO): transforming growth factor beta receptor signaling pathway; positive regulation of JNK cascade; protein dephosphorylation
Cellular component (GO): cytosol
Molecular function (GO): protein tyrosine/serine/threonine phosphatase activity
Source: RefSeq, a predicted model, not a curated record
AUUACGAUUGUCUAGUCUGACACCCUGUAUAUCACAGGCUAGAGAAUUUCACCAGUUACCCUGUACUGAGCCCAAUAUCUACAGCAGACGGCAUCCAGAAUUCUCAGACUCCAGGUUAACCAGAAAGGUUAAAGCAAGUCCAAGGCCUGCUACAUUCAGUCUUGGACUGGUGCCACAAAAGCACUGCUCAACCAAGAAAUUGGGGGUCAUGGGAUAGAUUUAAAGUUCAAUAGCUUGUGAACUGCGAGAGCUAGAGACAUCUGAAAGCAUCCUCUGAAAGCAUCCUCUAUCCCUGGUAGGUCACAAAACACUGGACAUUAAAAUCAUAUCAGUCUAAGAACCAGCAUUCUGACUGCCAGCCCCCCAUACUAAGGUAAUACAAACAGAUAAAGGGAUGGGUAGCUCUUCUCUCCCCUCCACCCCCCCUUGAAUUCUGACAUGGAGCAGCGCUCUUCGAUCCUCUAUUGUAUUAAAUAUGUAUAUAAUGCCAUUAGCACACGGUGCUUUAGAACUACAAGCCAAUGCUUUAUCCCACUUGAACAUUUAGAAUCGCCCAGCUUUGAGAUGGGAAACGGCAGUGCCUAACUAGCAACUUGCAAACUAACAGCUGCUAAAAUCAUAAGAGAAAAACCUGCUGCAAAGAUGCUUAGUUGGCCAGACCAGCGUGCUCCCCUUCCAGAAGAUUAACCCUAGUCCUGAACUAAUGACCAGAACCACAAAAUGCUGAGACCUGUUAGAGAACUAGACCCCUGGUCUGUAGGAAAGGGGAGGACAUCCAGGAAUCCUCAUUCAGGUCGGUACAAUUCAGAAGAUGACAAAUGCAACAAAGCUAGUUGAGCGUACGUCCGGAGAAUUGGGGACCAAUCGUCAGUUGUUCAGGCAGACUGGGGACUCUCAGACAUCCUAUGCCAAAGAUUUGGAGCAACUGAGCAGGAAUAAGAUCACUCACAUUAUUUCAAUCCAUGAAUCUCCCCAGCCACUACUGCAGGAAAUGACUUAUCUUCGCAUUCCUCUGCCAGAUACACCCGAGGCCAACAUCAAGAAGCACUUUAAAGAAUGUAUCAGUUUUAUCCACUACUGUCGCCUGCAUGGAGGGAACUGCCUUGUUCACUGCCUUGCGGGGAUCUCCCGGAGCACCACCAUUGUUGUUGCCUAUGUCAUGGCAGUGACGGAGCUAAGCUGGCAAGAGGUAUUACAGGCGGUAAGAGCGGUGCGACCGAUUGCCAAUCCCAACCCCGGCUUCAAGCAGCAGCUGGAGGAGUUCGGUCACGGCCCUGCACGAAAGAUUCACAGACACCUGGAGCAGAGAUAUGGAGCCGACACUUUCAAUGACGAGGAGGAGAUAAGGCUCCUGCUUCCAGCAGACAGAGAAGGCACAGAUGGACCCCUGCAGGGACUGGUGCCAAGGAGCAGAGACAUCAAGAACACAGUCCCCUUUCUGCUGCGAGUGAAGCAGACGUUCUCCUGCAUCCCCACCUGUUUGAAGUGCUUUGCAGAGCAAAUAAAGAGACAAAAUCUCUGCCUUGAAGAGCUUACGCAGCCCACGGCCCCAGUCCCGCAGGGAGCUUCACCCACGAGAACCUCUGCAUUUGCAGAAAGCUCCAUGGACAUCAGAGGAGACAAUGCAGGCACGGGGCUCUGUCUGCACAGAGCUCGGGAUCAGAGCCUGACAUCAUUCCAGCUGUUUUGGACAUUAAAGUUAAUAAAUUAACAUAAACACAACUCUAUUUAGGAGUGUCCCCCUUCACCCUCUGUCCUGACCUCUAGUACUGCACCUCCCAUGGCAGCCAUGUCCCACCAUCUCAGUCCUGGGUGACGAGAGCUUGGAGGCCCAUGUGUGAAAGUGCAAUUCUAAAAUAGAGUGGAAUAAAGAAUUCAUACAGCUGUGUCCCCGAGUGCAGACUGCCCAAGCAAUUGGACACACCUGGCAAGCGCCCCAGGAACCUGGAAAGCAAAAGACGUUGACUUUAUCCCUGCCACACCGGAGUUAAAUACCCAACAAACCUGCACCUUUGGGCACCGUAUUCCUGCCUCUACAUUACCCAAUAAAA